GUAUGUAUCCACUAUGAAACUCUCAGAUCUACCCCCAACUCUCCCCAUUUAUUCUGUUUAUAGGCAUCCAAUUUCCACUCACCAUCUACAAAUCCAACAUUUUCUGUUGGAAAUUCGGAGCUUAGAUCUGUUAUCUGGACGCCAGUUGGUUGGACUACAAAUCUGCAUCUGGAAUAGACUAUCAUCUUUGAUUCUAAGAGAGUUGGGGAACCCACAAAUUUGAGCAUAGUUUGGAUAAUAAAUAUCAGAUUAUUCAACUGGGAUCCAUCAUCUACUAACAUAACUAUGAGAUCAUUCUUGUGAUCCAUCGAGAUUGCAUUGGAAGUGAAAACCGAUUGACGUUGUGGAGUAUCAGAGAUAACGUUAAUUAUGAGAGGAAGAACAGAUGGAUCACAGAAGAAACGUUUGCUCACUUCUGUCAUUCUUGUGGCAGUUUUUCUUCUUUUCCUGUAUUUGUAUUUUGGCUCUCAGAGUCAAGGUGAAUCAGCUCUAGAGUAUGGCAGCCGGUCUCUGCGCAAGCUUGGAUCCUCCUACUUAGGUGGGGAUGAAGAAUCUGAUAUUGGCAUCAAGCAAGAUGAUUUUAAGUUUGGGUUGGAUGAUGAAGAUGGUAUUGUGCCAAAGAGCUUUCCAGUUUGUGAUGAUAGAUACUCUGAGUUGAUACCCUGCCUAGACAGGAACCUUAUCUACCAGAUGAGAUUGAAGUUGGAUUUGUCUUUAAUGGAGCACUAUGAAAGGCAUUGCCCUCUGCCUGAAAGGAAGUUCAACUGCUUGAUUCCUCCUCCAACAGGAUACAAGGUCCCCAUCAAGUGGCCAAAGAGCAGAGAUGAAGUAUGGAAAGCAAACAUACCACAUACUCACCUUGCACAUGAGAAGUCAGACCAGAAUUGGAUGGUUGUAAAAGGUGAAAAGAUCAUAUUCCCAGGUGGAGGAACUCAUUUCCACUAUGGAGCUGAUAAAUACAUCAAAUCACUCGCAAACAUGCUCAACUUCCCAAAAGAUAAUAUGAACAAUGAGGGGAAUUUGCGAACUGUUCUUGAUGUUGGUUGCGGUGUUGCAAGUUUUGGGGGUUAUCUUCUUUCAUCAGACAUCAUUACAAUGUCUUUAGCACCUAAUGACGUGCAUCAAAAUCAGAUCCAGUUUGCUCUGGAGAGAGGCAUUCCUGCAUAUCUUGGGGUUCUUGGCACAAAGAGGCUUCCUUAUCCCAGCAGAUCUUUUGAACUUGCUCACUGUUCUCGUUGUAGAAUUGAUUGGCUUCAGAGGGACGGCAUCCUUCUCCUUGAGUUAGACAGGGUGCUAAGACCAGGUGGCUAUUUUGCCUACUCGUCUCCCGAGGCAUAUGCCCAGGACGAAGAGGAUCUUCGGAUAUGGAAAGAAAUGAGCGCACUUGUUGAACGCAUGUGUUGGAAAAUAGCUGCAAAGAGGAACCAAACCGUCAUUUGGGUCAAACCUCUGACCAACGAUUGUUACAUGGAGAGAGCUCCUGGCACUCAACCUCCUCUCUGCCGAUCAAAUGAUGAUCCAGAUGCAGUGUAUGGAGUCAACAUGGAAGCUUGCAUCACACCUUACUCUGACCAUGAUCAUACAAGCAAAGGAAGUGGAUUGGCACCAUGGCCUGCUAGGCUAACUUCUCCACCUCCUCGUCUUUCUGAUUUUGGCUACUCAACUGAUAUGUUUGAGAAGGACACGGAUUUAUGGCGUCGGAGGGUUGAGAACUACUGGGAUCUAUUGAGUCCAAAGAUAUCUGCAAAUACCAUAAGGAAUGUGAUGGACAUGAAGGCAAAUCUGGGUUCAUUUGGAGCUGCUUUGAAGAGCAAAGAUCUUUGGGUGAUGAAUGUUGUCCCUGAAGAUGGACCUAACACAUUGAAGCUUAUUUAUGAUAGAGGCUUAAUCGGCUCAAUUCAUAACUGGUGUGAAGCCUACUCAACGUACCCUCGGACAUACGAUCUCCUCCAUGCCAGCAACGUGUUCUCAGACGUGAUCGAGAAGAAGGGUUGCAGUGGCGAAGAUCUGUUGAUCGAGAUGGAUCGCAUUCUGAGGCCGACCGGUUUCCUAAUCGUUAGGGACAAGAAACCCGUAAUCGACUUUGUGAAGAAGUAUUUAACGGCAAUACACUGGGAAACGGUGGCGACAGCAGAUUCGGCCUCGGAAACAGAUGGAGAUGAUGUUGUGCUUAUAGUCCAAAAGAAACUAUGGCUGACAAGUGAAAGCCUAAGGGAAACAGACUAAGUUUUGAACCUAAAAACGGCGCUCUUAAAAAGAGGGAAAAAUGGUUCUGUUUUGUAGCAUCAGAUUGUGACUUUAGUUUCUCCUUAUCAUUUAGUUGAUUUAUUUGUUAUCAUAUACAUUUGCAUCUACAACUCUUAAUCUUCAUAUUUAUUUGUGUAUUAUUUAAGUUGGAUUUAAUUUAAAUAAUCCAAAUAUGCAUACUUUAUAUAC
Messenger RNA from Cynara cardunculus var. scolymus (artichoke), 2436 nucleotides. RefSeq names its product probable methyltransferase PMT3. Gene Ontology annotation, molecular function: methyltransferase activity. The transcript has 8 exons. Gene Ontology annotation, cellular component: trans-Golgi network; endosome; cytoplasm. The record is from RefSeq and is a predicted model, not a curated record. Lineage: Eukaryota; Viridiplantae; Streptophyta; Magnoliopsida; Asterales; Asteraceae. The coding region runs from base 370 to 2226 and encodes 618 amino acids.